Camellia sinensis is the source of this 2361-nucleotide messenger RNA. Lineage: Eukaryota; Viridiplantae; Streptophyta; Magnoliopsida; Ericales; Theaceae. The record is from RefSeq and is a predicted model, not a curated record.
AUUUAUGGAAUGGGUGGAAUAGGGAAGACAACCCUUGCCAAAAUUGCUUAUAACCAAAACUUUGACAGAUUUGAAAGUAGCAGUUUUCUUGCAGAUAUUAGAGAAUCUUCAACACAACCCAAUGGUUUGCUUCGUCUACAAAAACAACUUCUUUCAAACAUUCUCAAGCGGAAAAAGGAAAGGAUACACAAUGUUGAUGAGGGAAUCAUUAAGAUUAAAGAUGCAAUGUGCUGUAAAAGAGUUCUUGUUGUUCUUGACGAUGUUGAUGAACUGGACCAAUUAAAUGCAAUACUUGGGAUGCGAGAUUGGCUUCAUCCAGGAAGUAAAAUUAUCAUAACAACCAGACGGGAGCGAAUCUUAAAGGCUCAUGAACGGUGUGAGAUGUACAAAGUUAAGGAAUUGAGUGACGUUGAAGCACUUUGUCUCUUCUGUCGGCAUGCUUUUGGACAAGACCAUCCUGUUGAACCUUACGUCGAGCAGUCCAAAAAGGCAACAUACUACUGCAAUGGUCUUCCAUUAGCUCUGGAAGUCUUGGGUUGUUCUCUCUCUGGUGAAAAUGUUGAUGUAUGGGAAAGUGCAUUGACAAAGUUGGGAAGAUUUUCAAAUGUCAAAUUACACAAUGUACUUCAAAUAAGCUAUGAUUGUUUGGAUGAUCAUGACAAAGAUUUAUUCCUUGAUAUUGUUUGUUUCUUUGCAUGGAAAGGCAAAGAUCACAUGGUUAAAAUACUAGAUGGAUGUGACUUCCACACAACAGUUGGAGUACAAAAUCUCAUUCGUAGAUGUCUUGUAGGGAUUAAUGAGGUUGACAACAAUACUCUCAUAAUGCAUCAAUUGCUAAGAGACAUGGGUAGGGAAAUUAUUCGCCAAGAAUCACCAAAGGAACCUGGAAGGCGUAGUAGAGUAUGGCAUCACAAGGAUGCUUUCAACGUAUUGAACGAAAAUACUGGAACAGAAGCAAUUGAAGGCCUUAUCCUGGACUUGCAAGAACAGAAGGAAGAAAUGAGAGUCAAGAAAAUAACUAAUCCAAAACUUCGCCAUAUAGCACAUCUACUUUGUGAACGUAGAUCAUCAAAGCGUCGCCGUCUUGGUUGGCUUCCUAUAAAUUAUGCCUCAACAGGACAACCUUCAGAAUUAGGUGAAUUGGAUUUAAACACUGAUGCAUUUUCACAAAUGCACAAGCUACGGAUACUCCAACUCUAUGAUGUACAUCUUAGUGGAGGCUAUGAUGAAUUUCCUAAGAAAUUAAGAUGGUUGUGUUGGCAUGGAUUCCCUUUAACAGUUAUACCUGAUGAUUUUCCUCUAGAGAACAUGGUUGUUCUUGAAUUUUCCAAUAGCAGCUUGAAACAAUUUUGGAAGGGAAGCAAGUUGCUCGAACAAUUGAAAAUCCUCAAUCUCACUCGUUCCUACGACCUUACUAGUUCCCCUGAUUUCUCAAAGCUUCCUAAUCUUGAGAGGUUGAUUCUUAAAGAUUGUAUCAAGUUGGUUGAGGUUCAUGAGUCCAUGAGUCCUAAUCUUGAGAGGUUGAUUCAUAAUCAGCGAAGUGAAGCUUCCAAGGAAAAUUCUCAGCUUAAUACCCUUGAAAAACUUAAUAUUUCGGGUUGUUCAAAGCUUGAUGAAUUGCCUACAGAUUUGGGCGAGAUGAAAUCUUUGAGAGAGUUUCAAGCCGAUGGAGUAAACAUGUUGUCCUCAACCACUGGAGAGGUUAAGUCAUGGCAAGCAGUUGUCAAGUCUUGGGUGUCAAAACCAAGUAAAAGACCUGUAUUUUCAUUGGCUUCUUUACCAAAAUUUGUAGUAUAUUUAAGCCUUGAAGAUUGCAAUCUAACCGACAAUACAUUUCCUAAGGAUCUUAGUAGCAUGCCUUUGUUGCAAGGAUUGAGACUCAGCAGAAAUCCAAUCUGUAACUUACCAGAAUGCAUAAAAAAUCUUAGUGCGCUCAUGGAACUUGAUUUACAGCGCUGCACGAAGCUCCAAGCACUUCCAGAGCUCCCAAUGAGUUUAUUGGGAAUGACAAUAUAUGGAUGCAAGUCACUGGAAAGGGUAACAAAUCUACCAAACCUGUUGAAUUCACUGAUGCUGAGCACAUAUGGUUGUGUAAAACUAGUUGAGGUUGAGGGAAUGUUCAAGUUGGAAUCCAUUGAUAAAAUUGAUUCAGAAAUUAUGGACAACUUGGGCUUGUCUCAGUUGGAAUCCAUGGACUGCCUUGACAUGAAAUUGCUCAGUAAUCUUACAUUCACAAAAAGGAAAGUUCGAGAACUCCAGGUACUAUAUGAAUGCGGUAUAUACAGCAUAUUCCUUCCAGGGAAUGCGGUCCCAAGCUGGUUCAACAAUAAGAGUACGGGGUCCGCGAGGGAAAGUCUAUAG